Molecule: messenger RNA, 4213 nt
Organism: Eremomyces bilateralis CBS 781.70
Lineage: Eukaryota; Fungi; Ascomycota; Dothideomycetes; Eremomycetales; Eremomycetaceae
Product: ARM repeat-containing protein
Exons: 2
Coding region: 470-4213 (1247 amino acids)
Biological process (GO): RNA export from nucleus; protein export from nucleus
Cellular component (GO): RNA nuclear export complex; cytoplasm; nucleus
Molecular function (GO): small GTPase binding; RNA binding; nuclear export signal receptor activity
Source: RefSeq, a predicted model, not a curated record
GAUCCUGUGAUACCGCGUUGGAGUCGCGUGCCAUCACCACCGACCCUCCGCUGUGAAGCUUUUAUGUAACAGUUCCACUACCAAGCACGAGUGGCCAAUACGGCGAUACCAGAUUCACCUAGUGAUUGAUAGACCUAACUUCCUUCAAACCCCUCCGGCUGAUCCAGUGAACCAUUGUCGCGGCAUUAAAUCACGUUGAAGGGCUUCCUCGUCCUCUCUACUCGAACGCGAUGUGGUAAUUGUCAUCGUUUUACAGGAAGCAUCGCUGCCCAUCCCACCUUCGCGCCAGUCUGUUCCACAAAACAGGCAGAGAGACAGACAGCUAGAACUUCCAGGUCAUUAACGAGUAGCCUCUCCUGACUUUGUCAAACCCAGCAGCGAGGUACAUCCCAACGACUCGGCCGCUGUUUCAUCCAUUUGCCCAGCUGAGCCUCCAGCGCUCACGCUGCAACACAUCCAACCAUACGCCAUGUCCGCGUUCCCUCCCGCCGCCCCUCCAACGUCCACCAGCAAUGGCAAUUCCGGAACCGCCGCACCGGGCGACCCUUCCAACACGUUCUCGCUGAUCCUCCAAGCCCUCUCCGCCAUCUACGACCCGCGAUCCACCAACGAAACACGCCGCAGUGCGUCCGAAUGGCUCGAGACCGCCAAACGCGACCCUGACGCCCCAGCCCACGGCUUCGCCCUCGCGCAAGACCGCAGCCAGCCGCCGGCGCUCCGGUACUUCGGCCUGACGAUGCUCGAGCACUCCAUCAAGUAUCGGUGGCACUACGAGGAUGAGAACGGGACGCGAGCACUGCAGCAGUGUGCGGUGCAGUUGGCCGAGGGCGUGUCGGCGGAGGACCCGUCGUUCUUUCGAAACAAGGCGGCGCAGUUGUGGGUGGAGGUGGCGAAACGCGCGUGGGGAGAUACGUGGAUGGAUAUGGACGAGUUGCUUGUCAGGCUAUGGGGGAAGAGCGUCAUUCAUCAGGGCGUGGUGCUGAGCAUCUUGGAGACGCUGUGCGAGGAUGUCUUUUCGAAAGACGACACAGCGGUGGAGAUGCGAGGAGGCGAGCUCAGUCAUGCGUGCGUGGAGAUCAUAACCCCGGCAGAGGCGCUGGCGAGGCAAUACCCGACCAGAGCUGUUGGGAACCAACUGCGAUUCGGCGAGGACGGGUGGUUGAAGAGGAUAUGUGACCUCCUCCCCACGUUCUUCGAGCAAGAUCGGAUCAAGGACGAGCAAAUCCUGGCCUGCGCUGUGAAGGCGGUGAACACGAUGCGCUCGACGUUGAGUUGGGUCAUUCCCCGAGCCAUCGCGAUGACCGGCUGCGUGGGCUACCUCUGCACCUCCUUGUCCUCCGGCGUGAUUGAGCUCCAAAUCUCCACGGUCGAGGCGCUCCAAGCCAUCUUCGCGCGGAGCCAUAUCGAGUCGGACGAGUUCGCCGAGGAAAUCAUCGGCCCGAUGCUCACUGGGCCCCGAGCCGACCUGCUCAGAAAAGUCUAUGUGUGGACGACGGAGCAGAUGAGCGAUCUGGACGAGCAGAAGUACGCCUUGUGCAAGAAAAUCACCGAACUCCUUUCAUAUCUGGGAACCUGUCUCGAACGAUCAUUCAGUCGUCUCGGUCCGAACGCCGCCAUCGCAGAGUUUCUGAGCCUCAUUUUCGACGUGCUACAGAAUCCCAGUCUGAUGGUCUCCAUCCCUGUCCUCCACCUUUGGUCCAAGAUCUUGAAAUCGCCGUCGUUCCGAGACUCGAAUGAGGUCCGAGGAAUGAUCGGGAACAUCCUGGAGAUCUGUAGCGAACGGCUCGUUCGAUACGAGUUCUUGCCGGAAAACACGGACAAUCUGACGGUCCUGUUCCUCAAGGAAGACAUGGAUACGCUUCCGGAGCAGCAUGCUUUCCUGGGAAAUUACCGACGUUACUGCACAGAUGUCAUCGAGCAAAUAGUCCGGUCGACGCCCCUGGAUGCCUCUCGCCACAUCCUGUCACAGGCCGCAAGUCUCUUCACAUCGAUCCAAGCCGAGCAGGCCAAAUUCGACCCUAACACCUUCUCAAAGAAUUCCCCCGACAAUCUUCGGAUUGAAGCUCAGAUAUCGGUUGUUGAUGCUGCUAUGAAAGGGUUCAUCAAGUGGCGGAACGGCAAGGGGGCCGAUCCCGUGGAAAAUGAGAAUGAUCGCAAUGGGAUGCAGGAUCUCUAUGAAGAAUGGUGUCGUACCUUGUUGACACUCAAGUUCCAAGAUCCCGAGAUCACAAAGAGAUUGAACACGCUCUGUGUCACAAUUUCGACCAAAGCGCUUCCUACCAGACCUGGGCUUGCGGUCGCAGUUUUGGAUCAUCUGUUCAAUCUCGAGACGCGCGAUAUCAGUGCGCCUCACCAGUACUCCGAAGCAAUGCAGAGCCUGGAAAGCAGUAGUGCGACCGAGAUGCAACGCUUAGCUUUCGUAUUCUCCGACCACUUCUUCACCCUAUAUGAUGACUUGGAGAGGAAAGCAAACCAUAUCAUGGCGAAUCAACAGCUAAGCGACAGGCGGAUGCAAGCGUUCAGGACGCUCCUCUUCAUGCUCAUACAUCGAGCGAAGACUCUGGACGAAAACACUAAGCAACAGAAGCUCGAAAGCAUCAUAGAGCCAGUCAAAGCAGCCUGGACCAAUCCAACGCUGACUGAAGGUUUGUCGUCCUUUGGCUCCUUCUGUGAGAUGCUGGCCUUCGGGAGUCUUCCGGACUACUUUCAAAGCCGGGGAUUUCGGCAGGUGGAGGACUGGUCGGCUAAAGAGCUCGACGAGGAAGGCAAGGCUAUUCAGCAAAAUAUCAACAGCCGGUUUCAAGGGCUUCCUUUGCGAUCCACUAAAUCCUUCUUAACAGCCUCCACCGAGAAGAUCGAGGACGGCUCGCCAGAACAUGAGAUGACAUGUCUCAUCUGGUCCCGGGCCAUUCCCGUGAUUCUCCCUAACCUUCUUAAGCUUGUCGGCCAAUCGCAAGCAUUCAACGAUCUCACGAACUGGUCUCAACUUCCGGAAGAGAUGCAGGCCGUCAUAAAACGAGUCCUGACCGACCGGUUUUGGCAAUCCGGGAUCUCGACCGAAAGUAGGGAAACGUUUUUCGCCAAGGUCAGCAGCUCGAAGACCACGUACGAAGGUUUCGCUUCGACGAUACGCGGCACCGUGAGACAGAUUCGGGAGUCAUGCUACUGGAUAAUAUACGGCUUCAUCCGACUCAAGGACUUGUUCUAUGGGAUUCCGGAGCUGCCAGGUCCUUUAAGCGAUGCGCUCUUCAGCAACGCACACGCAUUGUCAAGCCAUCACGUUUCCGUCCUGCUAAAUAUGUCGAUGCAGCUUAUAGAGUAUUGCCCUGUCCAUCUCCGGCCCCAUUUCCUACCCAAAGUCGUCUCUUCGCUCUUCGCAGUCUUGGACAGGAAAAUCGGUUCGGAAUGGGAGCAGGUCACCAAGAGGGUCAGCGAGCAACGCGCGGACGAUAACCUAGCCGACGAGAUGAAGGAUGAGAGCAUUCUGCGUCAGCUAACCUUCAAUGCCAUCUCCCUCGCGGCCAGUUUACUUGACCCUCAACGCAACGGUAAGGACUCCUCGAAACAGUCCGCUGAAUCCACCAACCUCGCCACCUUCGUUCUCAGCUCCCCCCAAAUUCUCGAACCCCUUCUCCUCUUCAUCACCCACACCCUCCGCGUCCGCGACACCCGCUCCUGCAACCUCGCCAUCCGCGCCCUCCGCAACGUCGCGCCCCGCUUCCGCACCCCCGCCUCCGACCCCGUCCAUGUCUUCCUCGCCGAUGAAGUCCUCAAGGCGGCCAUCACUUCCUUCAACGAGCCCUACUUCGUCGACGUGCAGAAGGACCUCGCCAUGCUAAUCGCGCAGAUCAUCCAGAUCGACUCGGACGGCCAGCCGGAGCAGCAGAUCUCUCGACAAGUCCUCCUGUCCUUGCCGGGCUUGUCGGAUCCGCACGCGCGGAGCCGGGUGGACGACGCGGUGGCCAAUAUCCGCGCGGCGUCCGGGCAGGGCAUGGAUCGGAAAGCGCGGGCCUGCGUGUUGACGUUGCUCGAGGGCGUCCGCGGCGUCAGCAUCCACGAGAUGGGCAAGGUGGAGCGGCCGGCGUUCGAGUCACAGAAGAAGCCGCGGAGCAAGCUGGCGGAGAUGUAUAUGAGCGGGGUAGAGAAUCAGGGAAUUGUCCGAGGUGGAGAGGCGAACCUCGCGGGCGUGGCGAGCAUGUUCGGGGAGAACUGA